Molecule: messenger RNA, 207 nt
Organism: Plasmodium coatneyi
Lineage: Eukaryota; Apicomplexa; Aconoidasida; Haemosporida; Plasmodiidae
Exons: 1
Coding region: 1-207 (68 amino acids)
Source: RefSeq, a predicted model, not a curated record
AUGAACAAUCAAGAUUUCGCUGAAACAGAACAAGCAGCCAGGGCAAUUAGGAAGCUGUUAAAUGGUGAAAUAGAUACUAUCAAAUUAGAAAAUGGCAAUGAACUAAAAAUAAGAUCAAGGGAUGAAAAAUAUGAUGAUGCCCAUAAGAGAUAUAAGGACAAAACUAACUAUUCAUUUAUAGACAACUCCGAAGAAGAAAACGUCUAA